Molecule: messenger RNA, 645 nt
Organism: Penicillium daleae
Lineage: Eukaryota; Fungi; Ascomycota; Eurotiomycetes; Eurotiales; Aspergillaceae
Exons: 2
Coding region: 1-645 (214 amino acids)
Source: RefSeq, a predicted model, not a curated record
AUGGAAUUAUUUGGAAUGCUGCGUGGUUGGGACUCUUCAAGUCAGGGUCAUGAAGUGCCUGUCGCGGCCUCAAAAACAUCGAACGAGCCUACUUCCGACGAUUUCGAAUAUCAGGAUGAUAUCCUUACAGAGAUUCAAUAUCUUCACCGAGAAAAUCAAAGCCUGAAGGAGAGGGUUGAAAUUGCCGAAGAAACUGCCAAAGUCGCCCAAAGGGCUAAAACAAUUGCGGAAGAAAUGCUUCGACGACAGAACAAGCGGCUAAAAGAGAAGUGCACCACGGCAGAAAAUGCACUCAAAGAUAAUGCGCAGAUUUUACAUAAGCUUUCCGAGCUCCAGAAGUGGACUGAAUGCAUUGACGACGGUGAUGCCAUCGAAGGGAUGCGCAGGCUUUUCCAGAGAUUCGAAGGCUGGGCCAAUAGGCAUUUCAACCAAGCAUCAUCGCAUUCGGCGCAUCUGACAAGCCACACUAGCUGGGAGAGAGCCUUACCUGAUUACAACGGUUCACCUCCGACAGUUCAUGCAAUCCAGGCAGCCAUAUCUGAGCAGAUCUUCAAUGGAAUAUUUUCUCGCUUUAUGGUUGCACCCAGAAAGAUUCUGGGACAAUAUUUUCUCCGAUAUCGACACAGAAGUCUCCAGAUCGUGUAG